This is a messenger RNA of Zasmidium cellare ATCC 36951, 2439 nucleotides long. Its product is annotated as glycoside hydrolase family 92 protein. The record is from RefSeq and is a predicted model, not a curated record. Gene Ontology annotation, cellular component: cytosol; nucleus. Gene Ontology annotation, biological process: protein quality control for misfolded or incompletely synthesized proteins; carbohydrate metabolic process; glycoprotein catabolic process. NCBI's taxonomy places the organism in Eukaryota, Fungi, Ascomycota, Dothideomycetes, Mycosphaerellales, Mycosphaerellaceae. The transcript is spliced from 4 exons. Bases 1 to 2439 code for a protein of 812 amino acids. Gene Ontology annotation, molecular function: carbohydrate binding; peptide-N4-(N-acetyl-beta-glucosaminyl)asparagine amidase activity.
AUGAAGCCAACCGCACGAUCGGUAGUUGUUGUCCUUCUGGGAGCAGCUACAGGUCAACAAGACUGGUCACAAUACGUUCAACCAUUCAUUGGAUCAGAAGGCAGCAUUCCUGGUACUGGUGCAGGCGGCGGCGACAUUUGGGUUGGAGCGAGCUUGCCGUUUGGCAGCGUUAAGUUUGGCAUCGAUACCACUGCUGCGAAUGCCAGUCAGGCAGUACUGAACGGCGGCUGGACUCCAGAUGGGAAUGUAACAGCAAUUACUGGCUUGCAUGUUCACGGUACUGGAGGUGCUCCGAAGUACGGAGUUGGAGGACCUCAAAUGCCACUGACCAGUAUUAAAUCACCGAUUAAUCUCCUGGACAACUCGACAUACAGCCAGCCUCGUAUAGGCCACGACGAGGCGAGCGUUGGAUACUUUAAGUCCCAGCUGCAAAAUGGCGUGACGAUCGAGUUGUCUGGGUCUCGUCAUGUCGGACAUAUGGAGUACUCGUUUCCAGCAUCCACUGAAAAGCACAUUCUCGUCGACGUCUCUCACUACCUCCCUGCUCCGCCUGGUGGACCAUCUGACCAGAAGUAUGUUGGUGGUGAGAUCCAUCUUCAGCCUGGCGGAAAGUUAUACACCGGAUUUGGCACGUACAUCGGAGGCUGGAAUAUUGGCCCUCCCAUGACAGUCUACUUCUGUGGAAACUUCGACUCGCCUGCAGACAAGUACAGUACUUGUCGUGGCUACAACACCGAUCCCGUGUCGCGAUAUCAAACGUAUAGCAACGGCCCUAUUCCACAAGCGACGUUCAAUCUCGUAGGCUUGGAUGAGGUCUCGGGUCCAAUGAACGACCGCAUUGGUGCUCUUUUCUCAUGGAACUCGUCGGCGUCUUCGAGCAAGAUUGGCUCAAAGGUCGGCAUCAGCUGGAUCAGCGAAGCAAAAGCGUGCGCUUUCAUCAACGCGGAGGUGCCGCAUUGGGAUCUUAAUACUACCAGGCAAAUGGCUGUCGACGAGUGGAAUAGAGAUGUCUUCAGUAAGAUACAAGUUCCGACUGGGCCAGAAGCAAACGAAACCAAGCUUCAGAUGCUGUACUCGAACCUCUAUCAAACCCAUCUGAUGCCGAGUGAUCGAAUCGGCGAAAACCCGUUGUGGGAGACCGAGGAGCCGUGGUUCGAUGACUUCUAUACACUGUGCACUGUGAGCUUGUACCACCUCUUGCAACCCUCGUACUACGAAGGCAUGAUUCGAGCUUUGAUUGAGAUGUGGAGGCGCCAGGGCUACAUGCCGGACGGCCGCAGUGGGAACUACAAUGGAUAUACCCAGGGAGGGUCGAACGCAGACAAUGUGCUCGCAGACGCUUACGUCAAGAGGCUUCGGGGUGGCAUCAAUUGGACGGACGGCUAUGCAGCUAUGGUCAAGGACGCCGAAGUGCUGCCUUUCAACAACUUCGAUCCAUCCGACAUGACCGGAUCGACCAUGCAAGGACGUGGAGCGCUUGAAGACUGGCUGAAGCUGGGAUGGCUGGCGGAGGACGUCGAUACGAGAUGCGUCAGUCGGACGGUCGAAUACAGCGCCAACGAUUUCGCCUUGAGUCAGGUCGCCAGAGGAGAAGCUGGAGAUCCAACUGAUGCCGCCAAAUACCUUAACCGGUCUGCUGGCUGGCAAUACAUCUGGCUUUCCAAUGUCACAAGCCUUGGCUUCUCAGGCUUCAUGGCGCCGAGACUGUCGAACGGAAUGUUCAAUACCACAGACUAUGACCCGCUCGGCUGUGGUAGCUGCGAGGGAUUAUCUAUCACUAACGAGGGUGUUCCUUGGGAGUACUCGUUCACCGUCGCCCACGACAUGCAGUCGCUCAUCGCAAAGAUGGGCGGCCCAGAGACGUUCGAGAAGAGGUUAGACAAGAUGUUUGAACCUAACGCAGCCCAGCAAAGCCUGGGAGUCAACGGAGCAGGCAUUACGACCAUCUUCAACAUUGGAAACGAGCCAGACUUUGCCACGCCAUACUUGUACAACUACAUCAACAAGUCUUGGAAGAGCGUGCAGAACUCCCGAGAGCAGGCGAAUCUGCAUUUCAACACAUCUUACAAUGGCCUGCCUGGAAAUUCCGACGCUGGUGCACUCAAUAGCUGGUUGGUAUGGCAGAUGAUUGGACUCUUCCCUGUGGUUACGCAGCCUGUGUACCUGCUGCAUUCACCCUGGUUUGAGAGCAUCAGCAUCUCUGUGGGUUUGAACGCCACACUGCGAAUCACUGCUCCCGGGUUGAGUGAUACAAACUUCUGGGUGCAAGGAGUGAAGCUCAACGGGGAGCAGUGGGAUCGUAACUGGUUCAAUCACGACGAGCUAAUGGUCAAUGGCGGUACUUUGGAGUUUGCGGUGGGCGACGAGCCGAAGCAGUGGGAGACAGGGCCUUUGCCGCCGAGUCCAGGACAUGUGGAUCUUGGGGAUCUUGGCUUUUGA